AAUACCUACACACACAUCGUACUACUACACACCCAUACCCACACACUUAUAUAUAUACAGCUGCAUCAUGCAAUUCCCACAAAAGUUGUUACUCCCAAUGACAGGCGCUUUUAUUGCAUUGAGUUGCAUGCAAAUAAGUUGCGGCAGAGCGUUGCCAGAUCCCAAGCAGUCCCUUCAAAUCAGAGAAUCAUCCUUGCCAGAAAUCAAAACCAAUUCAAAAGAAACACUUGCAAUUAAUAGCAAUAAAAAUCGAAGGCACAUUGUGAGGACGGCAGUGAAAAUGCCAUUUGAAUUUGAGACAAUUCAUGUACCAUGUGAUUUGGAUGCACUAAAAUUAGAGCUGAUUUUACCCAAUUUGCCCAAUCAUUGCAUCUGGUUGUACAAUAAUCGCUAUGUGGAUGAGUUUUUCUAUAGGGGCUUUAAGCUCAUUCAACUGGAGUCAUUCUUUUUUGGACAAUAUUACGAGCGUUUAAAGCGCUACGAAAUGGAUCCGCAUAACUUCUAAGGAUGUUAAGUAGUUGAAUUGAUAAAUAAUUGAUUGUUUGACUGACAGAUACCCUGUACAGAAACAAGUCAAUUAUUUAUUGUAUUCAGCUGUUUAUUGCAUCUGAGAGAGUAUCGCAAAUAUAAAUAUAA
Molecule: messenger RNA, 636 nt
Organism: Drosophila innubila
Lineage: Eukaryota; Metazoa; Arthropoda; Insecta; Diptera; Drosophilidae
Exons: 2
Coding region: 68-505 (145 amino acids)
Source: RefSeq, a predicted model, not a curated record